This is a messenger RNA of Cylindrotheca closterium, 2868 nucleotides long. Lineage: Eukaryota; Bacillariophyta; Bacillariophyceae; Bacillariales; Bacillariaceae. The record is from the annotation of a GenBank genome assembly.
AUGGAGGAAAGCGUACCCAAAGAAGAGCACGAGGCCAAUGAGCAACAGGCUGCUGAUGAGCCACACUCCAGUGUAUUAGAUGGGUCGGAGGUUGCUGAGGAUGAAGAAGCUCCAAUGGAAGGCAACAGCGGUCAUGGAACUGGUAAAAGGCGAAGCCAACAAGAUCGACUUUCCAAGGCGGAUGCUGCAGCAAAGGUCAAAACCAUCUUGGAUCGAUCGAGCCAACCCAUUACAGGACCGAUGCCAGGUGCGCAUGCGGACUCUCGUGGAACUCAAGUUGAGAAAGAAGAUCAAGAAGACAUGAUCAAUGGACUUGUGCCUGGUGCCCACGAUGGGUCUGGUAGAAAGACUAGGAAAGAAAGAAUCAGUAGGUCUUUGGGAGACACAGAGGAAAGACGAUCAGAAAGACAAGCAAGAAUUGAAGCUGAUAAGGGAGAGAGUAUAGAUGGAUUGGUGACGGCUGAUGCUGUGAAAAUCACUGAUGCCGUGGAGAUCAGUGAUGCUGACCAAGCUUUAGAGCUUGAUGACAACGAAGCACAAGGCAACGAUUCGAAUGCAAGGAACUGGGAACGAUUCAAACAGAAGAGAGGAGCUCGAGCCUUUUGCUGCCUACUUUUUAUCUUUGUGGUUGCAAUUGCUGCUAUUGGAGCAUGGCUUGGCACUCGUACCACGACUUCAUCGGUCUCAAAUGGAUCAUCACAAGUAGAAGAUGGUAUUCCGAUCACAGAGAACGUCACGAAUGUGUGCGGAAAUGUAAUUCAAGGUCAAGAAACAAUGCCAGUACAAAGCUACCAGCUCGAUCUCGACGCGACGUCAUUUCUUCGCGUGGACCUGAGCAUUUCAGCCGGUAUCAUUGAAGAUAAACUCAAAGAAUUGAUGGCCCCAGCACUUACUGCAUGUAAUCGAGUCGUUCGAAACUUGCGAUACCAUCGCUAUCUGGAUAGCGGUGCAUUUUUACAUGCAAUUGCAAAUGUGGCAGUUGACGCUUCUGGAGUCGCAGGAGUAGAAUGCUUGGAUGAUUCGAGUCAACGAUGUCAUCGAGUCAGUGUAGCAAUUGAUGUUGUGGUAAAAGAUGAUUCGGUGAAAGUUGUCGAUGUGAUUGGUGAAUUGAGUUCUUAUUUUGGAGGUGGUCCCGUGGUCGAGAAACUUGAUUUGACUGGGCUGUAUGAGAGCAUAAUUGUUGCGAAUCUCGGAUACAUGGAUCCAACAGAGUCUCCUAGUAUGGGCAAUGCAUCUCCUUCAGCAGAGCCAACCAAAAGACCAAGCGCAAAUCCAACAGGAUACCCAACUGCAGAACCAAGCAUUCUGCCCACGCUCUCGCCCGUUGUAGGCCCAACUCCUAGACCAACACCAAACCCAACCCCUCAGCCAACUCCCAAUCCAACCCCUGGACCAACACCAAAUCCAACCCCUCAGCCAUCAGCAAACCCAACUCGUGGACCAACACCAAAUCCAACCCCUGGGUCCACUGCUCCUCCAACACCAAUACCAACUCCUAGAACAGCACCUGGACCAACGUUUUUUCCAACCCCUGGACCCACUGCCCCUCCAACCGCAAACCCAAGUCUUGGACCAAUACUAGACCCAACCGUUCAGCCAACACCAAAUCCAACUCCUGGACCGACCCCUGGACCCACUGCACCUCCAACACCAAACCCAACUCCUGGACCCACUGCACCUCCGACACCAAACCCAACUCCUCGACCGUCUCCUGGGCCCACUGGAUCGCCGACUCCUGCACCGACACCUGGGCCCACUGCACCUCCAACACCAAACCCAACUCCUCGACCGACUCUUGGACCCACUGCAUCUCCGACUCCUGCACCGACUCCUGCACCGACCCCUGGACCCACUGCAACUCCAACAUCAAAUCCAACUCUUCGACCAACACGAAACCCAACCCCUAAACCCACGUCUGCCCGGCCGAUUCCUGUGCCAACCCUGGCACCUACGACAACAUGUUUUCAAACAAAUUACGAGCUUUCCGAUACAGUUUUUAACUGGCAUUUGUCUUCUCUGGCUAAGGCAUCAGUCGAAAACAUAUAUGGCCGUAUCGGGGAAUGGUGUUUUACAGCUGGCAUUACCAGUAUGGAAAAUCUCUUUUUUAGUCGUAGUUCUUUCAAUGAGGACAUUGGAAACUGGGAUGUGUCUUCUGUUACCAAUAUGAGAUCGAUGUUCAGGGAUGCAGAAUCCUUCAAUCAAGACAUAUCAUCCUGGGAUGUGUCUUCUGUCACAGAUAUGAGUCACAUGUUUAUGAAUGCAGAAUCCUUCAAUCAAGACAUAUCAUCUUGGGAUGUGUCUUCUGUCAGAGAUACGAAUCACAUGUUUAUGAAUGCGGAAUCCUUCAAUCAAGACAUAUCAUCUUGGGAUGUGUCUUCUGUCACAGAUAUGGGUCACAUGUUUAUGAAUGCAGAAUCCUUCAAUCAAGACAUAUCAUCUUGGGAUGUGUCUUCUGUCACAGACACGGGUCUAAUGUUCUGGUACGCAUUAUCCUUCAAUCAAGACUUGUCAUCCUGGGAUGUUUCUUCUGUGGCUACCAUACAUGGUAUGUUCGGGUAUUCAACAUCCUUCAAUCAAGACUUGUCAUCAUGGGACAUUUCUUCUGUUUGGUAUAUGAGUUCUAUGUUCUAUGAAGCAUCAUCCUUCAAUCAAGACAUAUCAUCCUGGGAUGUUUCUUCUGUUCGCUUUAUGGUAACUAUGUUUCAAGGUGCGUCAUCCUUCGAUCAGAAUCUUUGUCCGUGGGGCUCCCGCAUUCCGAGCAAUGCCAACGUGACCGACGCGUUUUCCGGCGCUACCAGCUGCCAAUCACAAUUGGAUCCUAAGCUCUCUGUGGAGUCACCUGGCCCAUUCUGUCACUUUUGCAAUUAA